Messenger RNA from Hirsutella rhossiliensis, 1092 nucleotides. RefSeq names its product C6 finger domain-containing protein. The record is from RefSeq and is a predicted model, not a curated record. Gene Ontology annotation, molecular function: oxidoreductase activity. The transcript has 5 exons. NCBI's taxonomy places the organism in Eukaryota, Fungi, Ascomycota, Sordariomycetes, Hypocreales, Ophiocordycipitaceae. Bases 1 to 1092 code for a protein of 363 amino acids.
AUGACGUCUGAAGAUGCCCGAGCCAUCGCCUGCACCUCCAGCGCUCUCGAGUUUCCCCUUUUCUGCGACUUGGGCCUCCGAUACGCCCUGCUCAAGUCAUAUACAAUCGACAAUGUGGGAAAGCUCUUGCAUGCUGCUAGCGAUCUGGUAGACCCUCAGCAGGCCGCGAAAAGAUACGAGGACACUGAAGUCAUCUAUACCUUCUUGGGAGGGCACUUCCCGCUGAGCUCUCCAUCGCUUCACAAGGCCGUGGCUCGGAUGAACUAUCUGCAUGCUCCGUAUAUCAAGAGCGGCAAAAUCCUCAACGCGGACCUCUUAUACGUUCUUUACCUCUCCAUGGCUGAGCCCGUCCGAUUCGUGAACCUGUACGAGUGGAGAUGCCUCACGGAUAUGGAAGUUGCAUCUCACGCAGCGCUCUGGAAAACCGUUGGCAGCAUGAUGGGGAUUAAUUUUUCAAAGGAACUCGGGAAGAGCGAGUGGAAAGAUGGCUUGGAGUUCAUGGACGACAUGACACGAUGGGGGGUUCGGUACGAGGACCUCCACAUGCACCCACUGCCCGAGAUUCAACGGCUCGGCGCGAUCCUCGUCGACAUGCUUCUGUCUGCGUACCCCGCAAUGAUGCGGCCGCUCGUAUAUCAAAUGCUGCAUGUCAUUUUGGGGGAUACGAUGCGUCACGUUCUGGGACUUCCGGAACCCGGGAUAGCGGUCUCAGCCUUCACUUACACGCUCUUACUCUGCCGGAGGUUGUUCCUCCGGUAUCUGACCCUGCCACGAAUCUCCCCCGUAUGGAUCGUCAGCGGCCCUGAUCCCACGACGGGAAAAUUGCACCACAAUCGCUAUUUGAAGGAGCCAUGGUAUGUCCCCGCCACCGCGUGGACUCGCUGGGAUCUCCAAGCGUGGAUGACGAGGGCCUGUGGUGGGAUGCUUCCCGGCGACGGCGGCCCAAGGAUGAAGCCCGACGGCUUUCUCUUUGACGACAUUGGGCCACUGAACAGGAUAGGUAGGGGGGCCGCAGAGAUGGCGCGCAUAGAGGAAGUUGUGAGAGGCGAGGCAGCAAGGAAAUACCCUUUUGCUGCCUGUAAGAAGCUCUGA